GGGCCGGCACCAGGGGCUUGUAAAAGCAGCAGCUGUCACGAUGCUGGGGUCCCUGGCAUGGAGGAGGACAGCGCUGGCGCCGCAGCUCUCCAUCCGACUGCUUCGGUCUCCGUCGCUCCGGAGCCAGGGAGGCGCCUCCGGCCGGAGCGUAACUACCGGGGGCCCCGGGGAGCUGCCAUGGCUGAGGGCAGCCGCCGGGGGGCGCCCCGGGACAGUGCCGGCCUUGCUCGCGGGACGAGGGGCGGCCGCUGGGGGGCGCCGGGAAGGACGUGUGGCCCCCCAGUACUUUGCGGCCACCGCAUGGGGACGCCUUCCUAACCCCGAAGAAACACUCCCUGGACAAGACGGCUGGAGCGGGGUCCCCAACAGAGCUGGACUGGGCGUGUGGGCCCUGGCCACGGCGCUGGUGGUUCAUUGCUACAGCAAGAACCCAUCCAACAAUGAUGUCGCCCUGGUGGAAGCUGCUCGAGCCAACAAUGUCCAAGAAGUCAGAAGGCUACUGUCAGAAGGUGCAGACGUCAAUGCCAGGCACAAACUUGGCUGGACAGCUCUCAUGGUGGCAGCCAUCAGCCGAAAUGAGAGUGUGGUACAGGUCCUGCUUGCUGCUGGGGCUGACCCAAACCUCGGAGAUGAUUUCAGCAGUGUUUACAAGACCUCCAAGGAGCAGGGCAUCCAUUCUUUGGAAGUCCUCGUCACCCGAGAGGAUGACUUCAACAACCGGCUGAACAAUCGUGCCAGUUUCAAGGGCUGCACAGCUCUGCACUACGCUGUCCUUGCCGAUGACUACCGCACCGUCAAGGAGCUGCUUGAUGGAGGAGCCAACCCCCUGCAGAGGAAUGAAAUGGGUCACACAGCCCUGGAUUAUGCCAGAGAAGGGGAGGUGAUGAAGCUUUUGAGGGCUUCUGAAGCCAAGGGUGGGCCGAGACCCCUGAGCAGUGGCCUCAGCUCGGAAGGCCAUGAAGACGGAGAGUUGGCGGGACUGGGUCAACUCCCAUGCUCAAUGUACCAGGAGAAGCAGCGGAAGCGAGAGGCGGAGGAACGCCGCCGCUUCCCUCUGGAGCAGCGGCUGAAAGAACACAUCAUCGGCCAAGAAAACGCCAUCGCCACUGUGGGUGCUGCAAUCCGGAGGAAGGAGAAUGGCUGGUACGAUGAAGAACACCCUCUGGUCUUCCUCUUCUUGGGAUCAUCUGGAAUAGGCAAAACAGAGCUGGCCAAGCAGACCGCCAAAUAUAUGCACAAAGAUGCCAAAAAGGGAUUCAUCAGGUUGGACAUGUCUGAGUUUCAGGAGCGACACGAGGUGGCCAAGUUUAUCGGGUCACCACCAGGCUACAUUGGCCAUGAGGAGGGUGGCCAGCUGACCAAGAAGCUGAAGCAGUGCCCCAACGCCGUGGUGCUCUUCGACGAAGUGGACAAAGCCCACCCAGACGUGCUCACCAUCAUGCUGCAGCUGUUUGAUGAGGGCCGGCUGACGGAUGGCAAAGGGAAGACCAUUGACUGCAAGGACGCCAUCUUCAUUAUGACCUCCAACGUGGCCAGUGACGAGAUCGCUCAGCACGCACUGCAGCUGCGGCAGGAAGCUUUGGAGCUGAGCCAUAACCGUUUCGCCGAGAACCUUGGGGAGGUCCAGAUGAGUGACAAGAUCACCAUCUCCAAGAACUUCAAGGAGAAUGUGAUUCGCCCCAUCCUAAAAGCUCACUUCCGGAGGGAUGAGUUUCUGGGACGGAUCAAUGAGAUCGUCUACUUCCUCCCUUUCUGCCACUCGGAGCUCAUCCAACUAGUCAACAAGGAACUGAACUUCUGGGCCAAGAGAGCCAAGCAGAGGCACAACAUCACGCUGCUCUGGGACCGCGAGGUGGCGGAUGUGCUGGUCGACGGCUACAACGUGCACUAUGGCGCCCGUUCCAUCAAGCACGAGGUAGAGCGCCGCGUGGUGAACCAGCUGGCGGCAGCCUACGAGCAGGACCUGCUGCCUGGUGGCUGCACGCUGCGCAUUACCGUGGAGGACUCCGACAAGCAGCUCUUCAAGAGCCCCGAGCUGCCCUCGUCCCAGACUGAGAAGCGUCCACCCAAGCUACGGCUGGAGAUCAUCGAUAAGGACAGCAAGACUCACAGACUUGACAUCCGGGCACCACUACACCCUGAGAAGGUGUGCUACACACUCUAGCAUCUACACACAUGCCCUCAACAUCGAAUAAAGGCCCCUGGGCUGUGGCAUGGCAA
Messenger RNA from Echinops telfairi (small Madagascar hedgehog), 2220 nucleotides. RefSeq names its product caseinolytic mitochondrial matrix peptidase chaperone subunit B (gene CLPB). Gene Ontology annotation, molecular function: protein binding; ATP hydrolysis activity; ATP binding. The record is from RefSeq and is a predicted model, not a curated record. NCBI's taxonomy places the organism in Eukaryota, Metazoa, Chordata, Mammalia, Afrosoricida, Tenrecidae. Gene Ontology annotation, biological process: cellular response to heat. Gene Ontology annotation, cellular component: mitochondrion; cytoplasm. The transcript is spliced from 17 exons. The coding region runs from base 41 to 2164 and encodes 707 amino acids.